Messenger RNA from Culex quinquefasciatus (southern house mosquito), 1185 nucleotides. RefSeq names its product cyclin-Q (gene koko). Gene Ontology annotation, molecular function: cyclin-dependent protein serine/threonine kinase regulator activity. NCBI's taxonomy places the organism in Eukaryota, Metazoa, Arthropoda, Insecta, Diptera, Culicidae. Gene Ontology annotation, biological process: regulation of transcription by RNA polymerase II. The transcript is spliced from 4 exons. The record is from RefSeq and is a predicted model, not a curated record. The coding region runs from base 171 to 932 and encodes 253 amino acids. Gene Ontology annotation, cellular component: nucleus.
CGGCCCUCGACAUUUGCAUCGUAGACACCGGCUCGUCAAGAGGACUUUGCUGUUCAGCUGUGAUUUUCAAGUGAUUUUGAGAAAUUUAAUUUUAUUACGGUAAUUUGAAUUAAGUGAAGGUUUUGCAUUUUGUUUUUCGCUCGUUUAGUACAAGUAGUAAUCAGUUCACCAUGAUGCACGAUCUGACCGAAUCUGCGAUCCCCUCGCCAAGCCAAAAGUUGGUCGAUUACAGCAAAAAGGCCCUCAAGGGAAUGCCGGAGCGCUUUCUGUUCGAGUGCGCGAUGAAGCUCGCCAUCAAGCCGCUCACGUCGGCGACGGCCGCCGUCCUCUUUCAUCGGUUCUUCAAGGAAGCGGACGAGUCCGAAUACGAUCCCUACAUGAUCGCCGCGUCCUGUCUCUACCUGGCCGGCAAAAUCAAGGACGACCCCGUCAAGAUCCGCGACGUCAUCAACGUGUCGUACAGCACCAUCCACCGCGGUUCCGGCCCGCUCGAGCUGGGCGACGAGUACUGGGCGAUGCGCGACACGAUCGUCCAGGCGGAACUGUUCAUCACGCGCUUUCUCAAGUUUGACCUGACGACGGUGCACCCGCAUAAGUACAUGCUGCACUACAUGAAGUCGCUGCAGGACUGGUUCGGCGUGAAGGAGUGGAACGCACUGCCCGUGGCCAAGAUGGCCGCCUCGUACCUGCAGGACUUUCACCACAGCUCCAAGGUGCUGGACCACAAGCCGGACCACAUUGCGGUGUGCUGUCUGGCGUUGGCGUUCCAGACGUACGGCGUGCAGGUUCCGCUGACCGAGGAGCUGGACGACGUGGCGGCGUGGUACAACGUGUUCUGCAAGGAUCUGUCCCGCGACAAGCACUGGGAAAUCAUCGAGGACAUUCUGGAGGUGUACAAUGCGGACGCGGAAAUUGACGAGGAAGACGAUUAAGGCUGGGUUGAUCCUUGGUGGGGAGGUGGAGGGUUGGGGCAAUACUGGAGAGCGGUUCUGCAUCUCCUACUUUUGAAAUGCUUGAAAGACAUGUUAACUUUUUAGUUUUACUGGAAUGCUUAAAAACUUCAUUAAACCAGUAUAAGAUCAAAUUUUGCAUGCCUCAACAAAUACAAAAGGAAGAAAUCACAGAACGCAGAAUAUUUUCGAAUAUUAAAAGAGUACAACCCAAAAGUAUUACAGAACAUCUAGC